AAACAUUUGUUGUUGAAUUGCACCUUACUGCUUGUCGAUAAUUUUAAUUGUUAAAUUCUAUUAAAUUAAAUUAAAUUUAUACAAAAACAAUGAUUGGGUCGAAAAAGAAAACAAAGAGGCCCAAUGUUUUUAAGGAAAUUGCAGAAAGUUUUGGUAUCCUCACACAGCAUCCGGAAAGUUUUCUCAAACCGCAACCGGAAAAGAUUGAUGCCAUUCAACAGUUGAUACAACAAACCUAUGCGAUAAGCAUCAGUGGAGAUGUGGAAAAUAAGAGUGAAUUGUUGCCCGAACUCAUUCUGGAGGAUAUGGAUGAGGAGCAAAUCUGGCAGCAAAUGGAAAUACGCAAUGAAUUGUUGCUGCAGCAGCUAAUAAAACAAACAGCUCAAUUAACAGCCAUGAGGGAGCAGCAUUUGGGUAUAGAGCUAGAUGAUGACGAUGAUGAAGAGGAAGAGCCGGAGGAUGAUCAACAAGUAGAGGAACAUCAAGAAGAGGAGCAAGAGCAGGGUUCAGAUUCCAGUGAGAAUGAUUUGCCUGCCCCCAAAUCAAAAACGAAACCUCAAAAACCAGUAAAAUCGAAACGCAUUCGAAAGUCUGUGGUAGAUGAUACCUUCUUCAAAUUGGAUGAAAUGAAAGAGUUCUUAGAACAAGAAGAUGCCAAGGAGAUGCGAAAACAUAAAAAUAAACACCGCAACGAGAAUGAGGAAGAUUUAAUUCUUCAUUUUGCUGAAGAUUUUGGUUUAGGCAUUGAAGAUGAUGAUGAGGAUGAUGAAGAUGAAGUUAAUGCAAACUAUGCCGAUUUCUUUGAUAUGGAUGAGGAAUUGGAACAGUUAAAGACACAAACUUCUAAGCAGACCAGUAAGCAAAAGGAUUUUUUCAAUGAACAGCAGAGUGAUGAAGAGCAGCAAGAGGAUGAAGAAGAAGAUGAAGAGGAAGAUUAUCAGCAGCAGCAGCAAGAGGAUGUCCCUAGCGAAAUAGAUGAAACUGAGUUUGUAGGCAAAGGAGGUGGUUUAGAGCCCGCAAGCGACUCGGAUUCAGAUGAUGAUGGUGAUGGAAAACAGCCAGACGAUGAUGACAGCGAUGAGGAAACUUCACAGGUGGAUCCUGCAACGCAAUCUUCUAAUGAGUUACGUGAGGCUCGUCUUUUGCAACGCAUUCGGGACUAUGAAGAUAUAGUUUUGGGCGACAAACCUUGGCAGCUCAAGGGUGAAGUCCAAUCGUCGCAUCGUCCACAAAAUUCUCUGCUUGAGGAAAUUCUCGAAUUUGACUCCACAACCCGACCCUCGGUUGCCAUAACGGAGGAGGAUAAUCGCAGCAUUGAGGACAUUAUUAAACAGCGCAUUCGCGAUAAAGCCUGGGAUGAUGUCGUGCGUUCUGUGCGUCCAAAUCUUACUCCUCAGGAAUACCGCAAACAAUUGGUUCUGGAUCAAGAGAAAUCCAAACAGUCUCUUGCCCAAAUCUAUGAGCAGCAAUAUCAACGUGAAUUGGACAAAAUUGAUCCAAAUCGUGGUGAUGGCGAUGACAGUUCCGCCCCAGCGCCGAAAGAGCAUCAGGAGAUUCGUCGUGCCAUGCAUUCGCUGUUCCUUAAAUUGGAUGCCCUGUCCAAUUUCCAUUUCACACCGAAGCCAGUUGCUCCAGAAAUCAAGAUUGUGACCAAUACACCAGCUGUGAAUAUGGAAGAGGUAGCUCCAGUUGCUGUAAGCGAUGCCAAAUUAUUGGCACCAGAAGAAGUCUUCCGUGGACCCAAGCAUGCUCCUUUGGGCAAAACAGAACGCACAAGCACCGACAAAAAGCGAGAGCGACGAAAGAAGAAGCAAAAGCAACGAGCCGUAAAUUCUGCGCUGGAGGCCAGAGAUCUUCAGCGAGCCAAGGAGGGUAAGGUACCCACGAAACGCGAGGCAGAUGCCAAGCUCCUGAAAUCAAUCACCAAGAGCCGCAAUGUUCAAAAGAUCACUAGCAGCAACGAUCAGAGUGCUCUAAAAUCUUCGAAGGCGUUCUUCAAUAAGUUGCAGGAUACAACAACGAUAUCCUCAUCCACGACGAACAAGAAGCGUCCCAAACAGGACAGCUCCAAGGCGAAUGCAAAGAAGCUAAAACUUUAAUGCAAAUAAUAUUAAGACUUUUCCCCAAUGUUAAUUAUAUAAUCCUAGAAUACUGACGUCAGUAACUAAAGAGAAAACCAAGUCACGUGCCCUCAAAUGGCUAGCACACACAAAUCUCUCAUGCCGGCAUACUACGUGGUUACAAGGAUCUUUUGAAUUGAAUGCGACAAAUUUCCUAAGAAAAUUUCACAUGGAGCCCCAUGGGAGCCGCCACGCGUCCCAGUGUGUCAUCUUUACAAUGUGCGUGUGACGGUGUGUGUGCAAGGACAUUCGUUGGUCUGCUUUGGCUAUUAGGCACGCGUGGAGCUACACAAUUGGAUUAUUUUUAGAAUAUAUUUACUUAAAAUAAACUGAGUGCUAUUUAAA
Messenger RNA from Drosophila willistoni, 2465 nucleotides. Its product is annotated as U3 small nucleolar ribonucleoprotein protein MPP10. Gene Ontology annotation, cellular component: small-subunit processome; nucleus; sno(s)RNA-containing ribonucleoprotein complex. Bases 90 to 2099 code for a protein of 669 amino acids. Lineage: Eukaryota; Metazoa; Arthropoda; Insecta; Diptera; Drosophilidae. The transcript is spliced from 3 exons. The record is from RefSeq and is a predicted model, not a curated record. Gene Ontology annotation, biological process: rRNA processing.